AUGUCAAUUGCAAACAUACCCGUCAUCAACUUUGAUGCUGAACGUAACGAUGAGGUUAUUAAAGAGCUUUAUGAAAUAAAGAGCAAUUUACCAAAAGAGCUUCGAUGUAAAGACUACAUAUUGGAAAACGGUCAGAUCUGGACGAGUUGGACGGUACGCGAAAGCGUUUAUAGAAAAAAAUAUGCAUCUUUCCCAACCAUGGCAAGAGGUCUCUUUACGCAAGUGACCAACGACGAUCAGCAAUACAUUGUUGCACGUGGGUAUGAUAAGUUUUUCAAUAUAUUGGAGACUGGAUUUACGCAAUGGCCAGCGUUGUUUAAAGAUACAGAAGGGCCAUAUGAGAUUACAGCGAAAGAAAAUGGAUGUAUCAUAUUCAUUGCUGCCUUAACACCUGCAGAAGUAGUUGUAACUUCUAAACAUGCAAUUCCUGCUGUAAAAACAGAUCCUACUGCCCACGGUGGUGUAGGCUACAAUUGGUUGCUACGACACCUUUCUUUGGUUGGGAAAACUGAAAAGGAUUUAGCAGAAUGGCUAUACGAUAAACGAAUUACUUUGAUAGCAGAAUUAUGUGACGAUGAGUUUGAACAGCAUAUCCUCCCUUAUACCGGCAAAGAUCGAGGAUUAUAUCUUCAUGGUAUCAAUUACAACACACACGAUCUAAACACAUUACCCGCUUCUACCGUUCAACAAGUUGCUAUAGAUUUCGGAUUUCAUACAAUCGACUACCAUCUGUUUGACAAUAUUUCUCAAGUUAAAGAAUUUGGAGAAAAUAUGCAGCAAAUAGGGUUAUAUAAGGAGAGAGAGGUGGAAGGUGUCGUUGUUCGAUUCACUAAUGCCAUGUUAGAAAGCAAGGAUGGUGAUGUUCGUAUUAUAGAACCGAAAAAAACUUUGAAAUUAAAUUAUGAGAAAACACAGUAUUAUAUUGAAUGGCUACGGAAACGCGUUGUAAGUAAUCCAGACUGGUUCAAGAAUUAUAAGGCUCAAAAAGGCAUCAUCUUCGUUCGCCAGGAGUUUGAAAAGUUCUGGAAUGAAGGGAAAAUUUCCGAAGAAUAA
Mycotypha africana is the source of this 1053-nucleotide messenger RNA. RefSeq names its product RNA ligase-domain-containing protein. Gene Ontology annotation, cellular component: nuclear inner membrane. Gene Ontology annotation, biological process: tRNA splicing, via endonucleolytic cleavage and ligation. The record is from RefSeq and is a predicted model, not a curated record. Lineage: Eukaryota; Fungi; Mucoromycota; Mucoromycetes; Mucorales; Mycotyphaceae. The transcript is spliced from 4 exons. The coding region runs from base 1 to 1053 and encodes 350 amino acids. Gene Ontology annotation, molecular function: RNA ligase (ATP) activity.